Molecule: messenger RNA, 4906 nt
Organism: Xyrauchen texanus (razorback sucker)
Lineage: Eukaryota; Metazoa; Chordata; Actinopteri; Cypriniformes; Catostomidae
Exons: 8
Coding region: 55-2544 (829 amino acids)
Source: RefSeq, a predicted model, not a curated record
CACGGAUGUAUACACUCGCCCUGCUGAGAGAUCUGUGAGCAUCCUGCUUUUGAAAUGGAGAGCUUUUUGAAGAGGAAGAUUGCCCAUGCCAGUGGCAACAUAUUGGGUGGAGCUGCCCUUCAGAAACCUGUUUCCUCUUACUCGCCUAUCAAAUUGCCAAAUCUGUGCUCUAAUUUCUAUUCAAUUUCUGAUGAACCUUUUCCCCAAGGUUCUGGAUUUCUGGAUGACACUGUUGGCCCAUCCUACCUUUCAAAUGAAGGAAUUCCUGCACCGAAUUCCCCUACAUGCACACCAUCAAAAUGUAUAACAAAUAAUAAGGACGAAAGCGUUUUAGCACCACUACAAGAGACGACGAAGGACUCUGAUCACAAUUCCUUUAGGCUUGAAGCACACUGUCAGUCAGCAGAUGGAAGCAUGUUUACUAAACCACUACAGAAUGAUAAAUACAUUAGCAGUGCAACAGCAGGCAGAGCAGAUGGGGACUGCAAAGUUUUUAGCCCGUGUGUUACAUUAUCCAGUACAUCUUUAGAGAAAUGUGAUUUAAUGAGUGCAGAGAUGAAGAACAGCACUUUUAAUGUCACUCAAGAAUUGAAAGAAUGUGUUAAUGCAGCUGUUGAUCUACCAGACAUCAGGGAGAGGAUCAGCACUUUUGAGUCUGUCCCAUCUCAAGAGCCUAAAGAGAGUUCUGACCCCAAACUUAAUUCAACUAUGGAUAUUGAUGUCCUCAUGAUAAAGACUGAGUCAGGAAAUAUCACUGUUGACUUGGCCCAAACACAUAACCCUAAAGAGGGGUCUGAAACUUCAGGUAAUGCAACUGUGGAUAUUACUAAUCUGGACUAUACACAUGCUAAAAUGGAAUCCCAGAUUGAUAACAGCUGCCCCUCGAACACUGCUACUGAACAGCCAAACAAGAAACAUGAAGGAACAAUUAAUAUUCAGCAACAUGAGCUGGAUGAGGAGAAACCAGAGGAAAGCCUCAACUCUAGUGAGAAUAAUGAAAUAAACUGUCCCCUAACAAAGAAUGCAGAGGAACCUAAUUUGAAAGUGAAUGUAACAGUUGAUAUUAUGGAGCAAACUGCCAGUGCUCCUCUUUAUGUCUCUGGUGAGAUUGUUCAAUCGAACUCUGCUACUUUAAAGACAGGUGAAAAUACUUUUACUAAACAUAAUUCAACCACUUAUCUUACUCCCCAUGAAAAUCUUUUUUCUAAGAAUAUCACUGUAGAAAUAAAGCCUUCAAGCACUGAAUUUACAGGCCAGGCUAAUGAUGGUUCUAAAUCAGUUGUGGGUACCACUAAAUCAGACUCUAACCACAAAGAGACAGAAGUUGAGACAAGCACCACAGCUUUUGUUUGCUCUGUAGAAGCUCCCGAUGACUCUCCUGAGCUUAAAGCAGAGGAACACCUCCAAAAAUCAGGGACAGCUGGAUGUGGAGAGAGAGAGUGCGUUCCCUCUUUUGAUUUGGGAAACAUCAGCAGGAACAGUAUUUUUUCUCUGGAUGAUACCGUGGACAUGAGGACUAGCUUCAUGGUCACAUCCACGCCAAUUGUCUUGGGUAAAGAGUCCAGGUUUGAACUACUGAGAGAUGUUAAUCCCACACCUAUGAGGAAGAGACUGUCUGUGAUCAACAGCAUGGAGGUACAAUCAAAUGAUAACCUUGUUGGUGUAAGCAGUCAUGAUGGGGCUGAUGCUGUGCUGGUAGCUGAGAACUCAAGCCAGAGUCAAAUGUUCUCAGCAAACCAUCCUUCAAAUAUCAGUAAAACGGAGCCAGCUAAUGAGAACAAACCUCCCAAAAAACCUACAUUCAAAAGACAGCUUCCUCAACGUUCCUCUAAGCUCAAAUAUCCAAAAUCUAGUCUUCCACCAAGGCCACUGUCAUCUAUGCACUCAUCUGUAGUGGUCAAAUCAAAGACUAUCCAAGCGCCACAGGUCCCACAUCAGUCCAAUGGAGUCCAAUCCAGUACUCCGCUCGGCAAGAAAAUGGUACAGCUGAACAAGGAAAAGAACAUUAGAGCUGUCAAGAACACAGCAUCGGCUAGUACUGUUAAGACUUCUAUGGUUUCUGCUGUAUCUGGAUAUAAUUGUACUACUGUUUCAAAAACUUCAAGCUCUGGUUUACCACAAAUGAAACCAUCAGGACUACAGGCCCCAACCCAGAAAAGAUUGGCACUCAAGACAAUCCAGACCACACAGUCUUCUUUAGAAAAGGUUCAGGCUCAGUCCAGUAAAAAGCCAACAGGAUUACAAGGUGUGAGGAUGAGGAAUUCACUCCUUCCCAGUCUGGGCCAAAAGCACAUGAACAAUGAUGGUUUGCCUUCAGCAAAGAAAAAAAAAAAUGCACCCACUGCUGUACCUACAGUAAAACCUGAUUCUGUGCUCCCAGCUGAAAAAGUUCACGAAUCAGACUGUGAUCAUUGUUUGCAACAUCAAGAAAAACUUGAGAGGUGCCUCCAAGAACUAGUGAGAUUGCGCUCAGAGUGUAAAAACUGGGGACCAUUGCAGGAAAAACUUGAGAUGUGUUUGGAGGAGAAUUUAAGCAGGUGUUAAAUAUAUUCACACAAAAUGUUUUGAUUUACAUUGUUGGUAAACUCUUUGUACGUUUAUUCAUUGAAUUGAAUUGAAUUGUUGAAGCGCACCUAUUAUGUCGCUUUUCACAAGAUGUAAUUUAAAUCUUUGGUGGCACCAGAAUGUGUCUGUGAAUUUUCAGCUCAAAAUACCCUACAAAUAAUUUAUUAUACCAUGUUGAAAAUGCCAAUUUUUGGGUGGGAAUAAAAACUAGCUGUUUUUAUGUUUGUCUUUAAAUGCAAAUGAGCUGGUGCUCCCUGCCCCAUAUCCAGAAUAGGGUGGAAUUUUGACAUCUCUGAAUCUCUGCUUCGUAUAACUAGACAUCUUAAGCAAUAUGAUUGACAGCGAAAAUAGUGGUGUUCAGUCCUAUAUGUUUGAACCGGAGUUAGACACUGAUGAGGGAGAGAAGUAACAACUUUGAGAAUGAACCAGGAAGUUUCCGAAUGGUUAUUUGAUACAUUUGUUUAUUUGUUGUAGAGUUUUUUUCAGCAGUUUUGCAAUGAUGGAUGAGCAACACACACACACAAAUACUGUUACAACAUUCGCUAUGCGCUAUAACGAAACAACACACACAAACAAACAUGUCCGUCGGCAGUAUCCUUCAACAGUCGUGGGCAGGGCCUGUACAAAGUGACGUCGCUUUGUACAGAAUCUGAGAACGGCUUGUUCUGAGACACUGCUUGUGAUAAAAAAAAAGGACUGGGUGGAUUUUUAUAAUUAUAGGGUGGUUGUGUACACACAGUCAACACACAUUUAUGUUCAAACACCAUGUAAAAGUGAAUUUUGCAUAAUAGGUCCCCUUUAAAUGUAUCAAUUCAUUGUAUGUUUAAUAUAUGAAGAAUUGUUUAUACCACCUCUUGAAUUUCAGCAAAAGCUAGAAAUAAAAAUGUUUAUGUGCUAACAAAUAUCAUAAAUAAUCUGCAACUAAUUUCUCUCUCUCUGUGUCUCAUCUAAAGGAAUAUAUCACCCAAAAAUGAAAAUUCUCUCUCACCCUCAUGCCGUCCCAGAUGUGUAUGACUGUCUUCAGCAGAACAUAAAUUAAGAUUUUUAGAAGUAUAUCUCAGCACUGUAGGUCAAUUCAAUAUAAGUAAAUGGUGACCAAAACUUCAAAAAUGCAGCAUAGAAGUAAUCCAUGUCCCCAGUGGUUUAAUCCAUAUCUGAAGCGAUCCAAUUUUUGGCGGACUAGAACAGACUGAAAUAUAAUUCCUUUUUCACUGUACAUCUUGAUGGCAGUUUCCUUGGCAAUCAUGAUUUCAAACUCUAUUACACUUCCUAGUGCCAUUGAGUGCUCUGCGAAUGAGUCAAACACCAGGAAGUGUAAUCAAACUUGAAAUCAUGAUCGUGCUUGGAGACUGCAAUGGAAAAAUGUACUGUGAAUUAUUUUUCUUGUUUAUAUUGCUUUGUUGUCAUCUCAUCAUGUAUUACUUUUAUGCUGCCUUUAUUUCAAGUCAAUUCAUUUUUAUUUUUUUUGCGCCUUUCACAAUACACAUCGUUUCAAAGCAGCUUUACAGAAGAUCAGGCAUUAACAGAAGAUAAAACUGUAAUGUCUAUGAGUCAUCAUUGUGUAAUUAGUUAAAAUACGAUUGAUAAUUGUAUUUAUAACCCCAGUGAGCAAGCUGAAGGAACACAAAACUCCAUAAGAUGUUGGUUAACGGAGAAAAAUAACCUUGGGAGAAACCAGAAUCACUGGGGGCCAGUUCCCCUCUGGCUAACAUCAUGAAUAUAAUGACAAUAUUACUUAUGCAUUGUGCAAUUCAUGGUUUAAAAUGAUUAAACUAAGUAAGUGUUAAGGGACAGUGUUUAAACAUUGAUUCUGAAUGAACUGUAAGAUUAAUGACUAAUGUAUUUUAAGUCCAUCCUGUAUUAACUGUAGAAGUUCAUAUAGAUGCAUUGUCCUUGUUAAUUGGCUUUUGUUGGCAAUUGAUAGUCUAUGUAUUCCAUUUCAAGAGUGUAGUCCAUCAAUAGGCCUAGGUGAUGCAGGCAGAGAUCAGUGAGGUGCAUCGCAGUUCCACCUGGCUGGUAAUUUCAGUGUGGUCCAUCCUAAAUCCAAGGUUUGCUUCUUGCAGCUACAUAAUUUUGGUCACCAUUCACUUGCACUGUAUGAACCUACAGAGCUGACAUAUUCUUCUAAACAUCUUUGUGUUCCGCAGAAGAAAGUAAGUCAUACACAUCUGAGAUGGCAUGAGGGUGAGUAAAUGAUUUUCAUUUUGGAGUGAAUUAUCCCUUUAAAAAGUAAAAGAAAAAAAUGUACAAGGACAUUUUCAAUGUAACUUUUGUGGAGAUUAUAUGCAUUUAUAUAUACUUACAAAUGUGAUCCUGUUUGUUAAUAACAUUUUACCUAAUG